AUGCCAGGCUGGCUGUUAUGCGCGCCUGUGGUGCCAGCAAAACAGGAAGAAAAAUGUUUCCGCACGGCAGAGGUGGAUGAAUGUCGUGAGGUCGUCAAGAGCGGAACGCCUGCUGGCGAGGCGAAGAACGCGAUUCCAGGGUUGGAAGCGAGAGCAAGACCGAAUCAGCGGUUGAAAGUGGCGUUUGGGAUUGACAGUUGUUUUACCUCUUCGGACGAGAGAGCUUGCAAGAGUUUCAGAGAUGGGGUCGAGAAGUUGCUUUAUGUGGAUGAGGCCGAGUGGAUCAACUAUGGCGAUGCUGCUCGCGCAACCGCAAGGCAAGCACUCGACGUCGAAAGCGAUUCGACAAGCCUUUUCAGUGUGGUUCAGCUGAUGACACUAAAGACGAUGAUGAAAGUGUUGUGGCCCGAUCAAUUCUUCGAGCACAUCACAAAUGAACAAAUCUCCACACUCGCUCACGAGGUCAACCUCCAAUGGCUUCGUUCCAAGGAAGGCAGCGACAACAGCGACGACCCAUUCUGGAAUUUCGACAAGCAGACACCCCUCAAGGAUGCAGUCAAGACUGUGUUUUCAGACUGGGAUGAGACAGACAGCAAGAAGAAUCCAUGCAAUUUGAUACUCCCUGGCUACGAGACCAUGUGGCGUGUCGUCCUCCGCUGCUUUGUUGAAGUCGUUGCUCGCGAUCAUGACCAGUCGACCAAUUGGGAGAAAACUCUACGGGCCUUCUCGAAGAUUCCGACGAAACAGCAGCUCAAGGAAUCAUUCUGUAAAGCUGAUGUGCCGGUCACAGCCGCUCAUAUCGCUAAAGAAGCGCUUCGCCUGUAUCCACCGACCAGACGUAUCUACCGUGAAUAUCACGACGCCGCUGGCCAGAAAACUAACGUCUCCGCUGACAUCGAAGCCAUGCAGCGUGAUCCUGUUCUUUGGAGAGAUCAUCCAAAGCUGGUUUUGCCAGACCGUUGGAUCGAUAUCGCGGAGGGUUAUGAUCAUGGCUUCAUGCCUUUUGGUGCCAAACCUUUCAACUGUCCUGCCAAAAGGUGGAAGAAUGUGCCCAUGCCAUUUGGUAUCUCUAUGGUUGCGCUGCUCGUUGGCGCUUUGAUUGAGGCUACCCAAGGCAAGUGGACAAUUCACGGCAACUUCCCAGACAAAACGCAUCCGCUCGACACUGAUCGUGAGGCGUACGGUGAUGCUACCCUGCAAAGACUGUGA
This is a messenger RNA of Aureobasidium pullulans EXF-150, 1209 nucleotides long. RefSeq lists its product as uncharacterized. The coding region runs from base 1 to 1209 and encodes 402 amino acids. Lineage: Eukaryota; Fungi; Ascomycota; Dothideomycetes; Dothideales; Saccotheciaceae. The transcript has a single exon. Gene Ontology annotation, molecular function: heme binding; monooxygenase activity; iron ion binding. The record is from RefSeq and is a predicted model, not a curated record.